Messenger RNA from Hippoglossus stenolepis (Pacific halibut), 6980 nucleotides. It is a transcript of the gene fmr1, whose product is annotated as FMRP translational regulator 1. Gene Ontology annotation, biological process: regulation of alternative mRNA splicing, via spliceosome; regulation of modification of synaptic structure; regulation of filopodium assembly. The coding region runs from base 486 to 2306 and encodes 606 amino acids. The record is from RefSeq and is a predicted model, not a curated record. The transcript has 15 exons. Gene Ontology annotation, cellular component: growth cone; dendritic filopodium; axon. NCBI's taxonomy places the organism in Eukaryota, Metazoa, Chordata, Actinopteri, Pleuronectiformes, Pleuronectidae. Gene Ontology annotation, molecular function: mRNA 3'-UTR binding; translation regulator activity; protein homodimerization activity.
ACCUGUGGAGAGCAGUAACAGCGUGGAUGAGCGUGUCCUCAGCAGAGGAAGAGAGUGGAGACGUCACAUGGAGAGAUGCGACCAGCAGAGGCUGCUUCACCACUCACCACACAUUAACAUAACUAGCUACUACAAGCUAACCAGGCUAGCUACAGGGGUCGCUUUGCGUUAUCAAACAUUCGGGAGUGCAAGUGUGCCGGAAAUAAAAGCAGGAUUCACAGACGGCUCAGAACUAGACGCGCAUCACGGUCACAGAGAGUGAUCUUGGCCCCUUCCUGCUCUCCGCUGGCAGGGUAUUUGUCUCGCUAGCGACGCCAACCAUAGCAAACUGCCUUGGCUAGCGCCAGGCUAGCCAGCUAGCUAGCUAGCUACUAACGUCGCUAACGGUGGUUAGCUAGCUAGCUACUAACGUCGAAAACGGUGGUUAGCUAGCUAGCUAGUAACGUCGCUAACGGUGGUUAGCUAGCUAGCUAGUAACUUGCGUCAUGGAUGAACUAGUCGCGGAAGUGAGGGGAACCAGCGGGGCCUUUUAUAAGGCCUUUGUGAAGGAUGUUCAUGAAGGAUCAGUCACUGUGGCUUUUGAAAACAACUGGCAGCCGGAGCGUCAGAUCCCAUUCCAGGAUGUGCGAUUUCCUCCUCCAACAGGGUUCUGCAAAGAGAUAAAUGAGAGCGAUGAGGUCGAGGUAUAUUCCAGGGCUAAUGACAAAGAGCCUUGUGGGUGGUGGCUGGCUAAGGUUCGCAUGGUUAAAGGAGAGUUCUACGUAAUAGAAUAUGCUGCAUGCGACGCUACAUUAAAUGAGAUUGUGACACUGGAGAGGUUACGGCCAGUCAACCCAAACAAACCAGCCACAAAAAACACAUUCAUCAAGAUCAGACUGGAUGUACCCGAGGAUCUACGACAGAUGUGCUCCAAGGAAUCGGCACACAAAGACUUUAAGAAGGCUGUGGGAGCGUUCACUGUCACCUAUGACUCAGAAAAAAAGCAGCUGGUCAUCCUGUCAGUGAAUGAGGUCACAAUGAAACGCGCCAAUAUGAUGAGUGACAUGCACUUUAGGAGCCUCCGCACCAAACUGUCUCUCAUGACAAGGAACGAAGAGGCCAACCGACAACUGGAGAGUUCCAGACAGCUUGCAUCACGGUUUCAUGAACAGUUUGUAGUUAGGGAUGAUUUAAUGGGUCUGGCCAUUGGGACUCACGGAGCAAACAUUCAACAAGCUCGUAAGGUCCCAGGAGUCACUAACAUAGACCUGGAUGAAGAAACAUGCACCUUUCACAUAUAUGGAGAGGACCAGGAGGCUGUUCGUUUAGCGAGGUGUUUCCUGGAGUUUUCUGAAGAUGUCAUCAAAGUUCCCAGGAACUUAGUAGGAAAGGUCAUUGGCAAGAAUGGUAAACUGAUCCAGGAAGUGGUUGAUAAGUCUGGUGUGGUGCGGGUUCGUAUUGAACCUGAAAACGACAAGAAGCCGUCGGCAGUGGCGGCAGCAGCAGCAGACGAGGGAAUGGUGCCAUUCGUUUUUGUGGGGACCAAGGAAAGCAUCUCCAAUGCUACAGUACUGCUGGACUACCAUCUGAACUACCUUAAGGAGGUGGAUCAGCUCCGCCUAGAGCGUCUCCAGAUUGACGAGCAGCUGAGACAGAUAGGAGGAGGAGGUGGAGGAGGAGGGACGGGACCUCGGAAUCUGAAAGACAAAACCUACGUGUUCGAUAACGGCAUGGGACUGGGGAUGGGAAGAGGAGCGGGAGGAGGAGGGAAGCCCUACACCGGAGGGGGAGGACGAGGGGGGCGAGGACGAAGAGGAGGAGGUGCAGCUUUUGCCUCAGGCACUAACUCAGAGGCAUCCAAUGCUUCAGAGACAGAGUCAGACCACAGAGAGGAGCUCAGCGACUGGUCGCUGGCCUGCACCGAGGAGCUGAUGACAGGAGGCGGGACUCUGCCCAGAAGGACAGAUGGGAGGAAGAGACCAGGCGGUGGUGGACCAAGGGGACGAGGGGGAAGAGGAAGAGGAGGAGGAGGGUAUAAAGGUGACGACAUGCAGUGGGGUGAUCCAAGACCUCGUCAUAUCAGAGACCCCAAGACCAGAGCGCCGGAAGACAGCCUACAGAUCCGUGUGGACGGUAACAACGAGCGCAGCGUGCAACACUCGUCAGGGGGUCGAGGAGGAGGAGGAGGAGGAGGAGGGCCUUCCUCCUCCCAGGGUGGUGUCGGCAGUGACGGCCCGUCCCGUCAUCAUCAUCCGAGACCAAUCAGAGACCGAGGGAUGAAGAAGGACAAACAAGACGCUCCUCCGCUGGUGAACGGAGUGUCGUAGAUACACCACUGGAGGACCUUCUCAUUUAGAUAUACACACACACACACGUUCAGAUACAGAUACACACACACACAUUCAGAAAUACACACAGGCAACUGGUCAUAUACCAUUGUAGAAUCUCAAUCUCUCUCUCGCUUUUUCUUUCUUUUUUUCGUCAAACACGUGAAUACACAUAUUUCAUCAGCAUGGAAGUUUACCGUAGACCAGAGGUUGUCUGGUAUCUGCUGGUCUGGUCUGUGAGUGUACUGCUCUGGACUCUUCUUGACUGGUAUGUUAUCUUGCGCUCUUCUGUGGAGUGACAAGUAAAAUAAUCAGUACCUUUUUGGACAAAAGGAAAAGAAGAGCAGGGAUUUGACUAAAGAUCAUCUCUUACUGAGGCAUUAUCCCUGAACAUAUCCCCCUCCCCCAUCAACAACAAAUAUUUGUUUAGCUUUUUUGUCACUGCCCUGUUUGAAAAUGCUCACUUAAGAGACAAAAGAAAUUAGGUGAAACUGGAAAAAAACUGGGAAUUACAACUACGUCUGAAAGCGGAAUUAAACGUGUGUUCCUUCCCUUUACAUCUCAGAUUUAUUUUAGUUUCCUACAGGUGGAGAAAUAAUCUGUGGUGGUUUAAAACUCCAAAAUCCAACAUUUGGCAGUCACGAGUUUAUAAGUCUUACAGUCUUUCAGGUAUGAUUCCAGAAAGACUUAAUUAUCAACUGUAAAAUAUAUGAUCCUUUUGAGAAGGAAGGGGCAGACGUGUUUUGGUGUCUCUCAAAUAACUUGUGUAUACAUGGGGAAAUCAUGGCUUGGCACUUAGGAUUCACUCAGCAGUGAAUGAUUUACCAGUCUCAUCAUUUAAAUUGUCUGUUUUUUGUUUGCUUCGGUCUGCAUACUGUAAAAUGCUUUCAUUCUUUCCGACUGUCGGACCAAGCAUGAAUUAAGAGAAGUCGAAGACAUAGCGAUGGAGAAACAUAAAUCUGAGGCACUUUGAUGCAAAUAAACUGUUAAAAAGUCUUGAGUGAAGCAAAGGGAGACAGGAGCGUCACCAGCAGGUUACAAUAUGAGAUGAACUGCUGUCCAUUAUAUAGAUUCUGCACUUAAGGAUUAUACACCGAACAUACAACAGCUAGAAUCACAGAUAAAACUAGUACAUUCACAUUUUUAUACGGUUAUAGAAUAAACUCUGACUCAUGAUGAAAGCAUUCAGCACAAUCACCACUUAAAGAGCCCACGCGGUUGUGACACUCCCAUCCGCCUUCAUGGAUCUCUGCCGUCAACUAGAAUCCACACUGAUCACAACCUUUCUAACAUCGACAAAGGGAUAUUUCUGAUUAGGCUGCAAGAUGAACUUAACUUUGGUUAUUUUUUACUAACAAAGCAGUCGAGGAUGGAUGCCUUUUUAAAUUAGUGCAUCAACUUUUGCUUUCAGACAAACCGGAUUAAGGCAACAACAUUGUCAGUGUAGACCUCCUGUCGCCUGAUCACAUGAGCUUUUCUUUAAUUUAUGAAAACCUUUGUAUUUAACUUUUGUUUUGCAGUUAGUGUUUCAAGUAUUAGUGUAGAGGAAACAAGUUCUUGUGAGUAAUGCCUUGAUAUAAUAAAAACUUGGUUUAAGUUUAAUUCUCUUUGGUUUUCAAACUCAUUGUGGGCCCAUCUGUCUUAGUUGAAUAUUUUCUAUGUUAAUCUGGUUUAAUUUAGCUCUUCUGUUCUGCCUGGAGUCUACUAAAAACAUUGUAGGUCUUUUUUCUACUUCCUGCUUAUUAAUAAUGGGAUUGUGAAUGUUACCUGAAGUUAGAGGCACAUUUUAGUCAAACCACUCAGAUUAAAUGUAAAAUGAAGGUUAAAUCAAGCAAUUCUUGUCAUAAGUCUGGUUAAAUCCUUUGUGUUCAUCACUGGCACUUUUCUGCCAUUCCUCUGGGUUAUAACAAGUCUUUUAAAAAAACAUCUUUGUGCCUUCAAUUUAUGCUCCUCAAUUUCUGUGAAUUUGGCCCAUUCUUAAAAGCACCGGGUUACCCUGAAUAGAUCAAAUCCUUUAAUACUGUAUGUUUAAACCCGCUGCCGUUUUUUCUUUCAUGUUUCGGACAUUGGGUACAAGCUGCUUUCUCUUUCAUUCCAUGAAUCUGUAUGAAUUUCUUAGAAUUCUUUUGGAUAGACCAAAUGGUCAAAGAGAAUUUCGACAGAUUCAGGGCUUCUAGUCCUGUACAAUGUCCAGUCUUGUAGUUUUGCUCUAGAACUAUCUGCGUUGUGAUAGUGACUCAGUGACAUAGACAGAUAGAAGAGAACAACCAGCAAAGAGCAGAAAGUGACUUUCCUAAGCAGUGCAGGUUUUUCAACAUCAGAGGAACAUCAGAAAAAAACUGACCUGUGUAGACUUAAAGCUCUCAUUCUGAAAUGUUGCUGUUUUGUAGAGUCACUGACUGAAGGAUCCUAUUGAACUUCACCAUCAUCAAAAUAAGUUGGCACGAAGGCCUUUACUGAUCAUUUACACUCUCAGUUGACCUAAAUUGUGCCCUACGUUCAAACUGACUCCAGUAACUCUGAUGAGCUAGUAUAGAAAGUAUUUGUAUAUCAAUGAAUGAAAAUAAGAGUCAUGGUGACAUUUGUUUGGAUUCAUUUUAUUUCUUUUGAAAACCUGUUGAAAUGUGAGAAAGUUGCUGUAAAAACAAAAAUUCUAAGCAAAAAAAAAAGUUUCUCAAGGUUUCUCUGCGUAUUCGUAGGUUUGUCAACAUUAGAUCACAAUGUUCUACAUAUAAUCACUAAGUAAUUCAGCAUAUGCCAGUAUGCUGGACCUGAUUUUAAGUUUUAAUGUUACGUAUGCAUCAAUGUUGUGGAAAGAACAACUUUACUUUUCCUCGAAAGGAAUAGUGUGACAUUUUGGAAAAAAACAUCCUCACCUUAUUGUUGAGAGUUGAAGGAACCAGCAGGUGAUUAGCUUGGAUUAGCUAAGGGCUGAAAAUGGGGAAAUACCCAGCCUGCCUAUGUGCAGAGUUAACAACAUCCAGCCAGCACCCUUAAAACCCACCAACUAACAUGUUACAGUAUAUCUUAUUUAUCUUGAGUUUGUACAAAACAUAAAUCUGUGGUUUUAGAAUGAAUUAUUUCUUGGCCUGGCACUGUGGCUACUGGGCUAGCAUUCCCGCCCUGCUUCCAGUCUCUAUGAUAAGCUAAGCUAACUAACUGCCAAUGUGAUAAUGCGACACAAUGAGUCAUGUUUAUCCUUCCUCUUUUCAAAAGGACAGUUUCCUGAAAUGUCAAAACUAUCCUUUUAAUGAACUGCUUUCUUUAGGACUGUCAUUAAUAAGCAUAGUGCAAAAUCGCUCCAGAAAAUUUGUGAUCGACUUUUACCUGCAAAACAGAAACAAAAGUUACAUGUAAUAAAGACAAAAUAUAACAAGUUUUAAAAAAAAUCCUGUUAUCUUUAUGCUUCAAAGCUGUGAAUGCUCAGAGAAACUUUACCAUAUUCUGUGUGACAUGUGCCUUUAAAUUGUGGCUAGUAUCACAACCUAGACUUGUAAAUCAGGGAUGAUGAGGAGACAUUGACCAGAUGGAUAAAGAUGGCUAAUUCCAAAGUGAUUCAUGAUUCAUUCAUUGAUUCACUCUGGGUUGUCAUUGGGAAAAAGCUGAGCAUUUCUGACCCUCCUCUAAAACCCAAAGGGCGGCUGUUAAUUGUACAGGUGACUUUGGCUUCACCAUCUUUUACCACCUGGUCGGGUUUAAACACUGAGCGUGUUGUAUCUUUGUACAGUCGACAAACAUAAGCCUGUAGCUUAUGACCUGGUUCAAUUGUUCAUCUGUGAAAUGGAUUCAGUUGCUUUUGUAGACGGCUGCAGUUCAGAACCUUAGCUGCUGUUUGAAAGUCAAACACAGCCUCCUAAUAUACUUCCUUCUUUUAACAUUUAAUCUUGAGAUGCUAAAUAGUUUGACCCAGUGCAACUUUAUUCCCUCUAUUCUUCCCGAUAGUAACUUCAGUAAUGAAAGGAACUGAAAAGAUUUCAGAGGUUGAGCCAGGUCUUCUCUUUAGCAGAGAUCAGUGAACCUUCCUAGUCUUGCGAUGCAUGCACAUCUUUUAUUAUGGAUUUUGGACAUUCAAUGACUUUGAAAAAAUACAUUCUUUUUAAUCAGUGUUAUUUUGUCUCAUGUCUCUAUGACCUAAGACUGGUCGGAGUUUUGAAGUAUCCGAUGAUGAGUAACAUCUUCUGACAACCACCAGCUUAGAGUCAGUGAGACAUGGGAAACUUAUACCUUUUAGAAAAUGUCUCCAGAAAGGCUGGAAACAUGAGUAAUGAAUCACGAAACAGGCUUUUUGUUGAAAUUUUAUUUUCCUUUUUCUAAAGUAUUACCGGUGUCAGUUUCUCCAUCACUAAUCUGUUCGGACGUUUGCUUUCACUUGGUGUUCACACAGCUGUUUAACCGGUGAGCAUCCUCUGCAGUGCAUCAGCAAACAGCUCAAGUGAAAGUCACCUCUAUAUUGUCAAUAGAGCAUCAACAGUAUGGAGUUGCUUUGUAUUGUUAAAAAAACAUAAGACAAGGGAGGCUGUUAUACUGUAUAUAAUGAUGUCAUUAUUUGUCUGAGAAAAGAUUUGUACAAUUGUUUCAAAUGUGCACUUAUCCUGAUAUCUUCUUUUUUGCUGUUUAAUAUCAGUUCAAUGCUAGAUCUCUUGAUAAUAAACUUAAUGAUGUGUGGAAAAAAUA